Molecule: messenger RNA, 15939 nt
Organism: Podarcis lilfordi (Lilford's wall lizard)
Lineage: Eukaryota; Metazoa; Chordata; Lepidosauria; Squamata; Lacertidae
Source: the annotation of a GenBank genome assembly
GAUUGGUCGGCUGAGACGCCGCCCGCCACCUGGGACUCGGCUCCUGAUUGGGCCGGAGGUCCGCCGCUCACGUAAGAGCGGGGAUGGGGCGGGGCCAAUCUUUAGAAAGGGGGCGGUGGAGGCGGCGGCCAUUUUGGCUCUGCUGUGGAAGAGACGGGAGAGAGCGGCGAAGAGGGCGCCGGAGCAGGAGCGCCGGCCUCGCCUGGCCCCAGCGCCUCACCGUCUCGCCCGCCUGCCUCUAAGCCCAAGGCCCCGUCAUGUCUGACACGCUUGGCGGCGGCGGCGACGCCCGUUCUGACGAGACGGGCGAGGAGAAACAGGUGAGGUCGGGGAGGGGGAGCGAGGGAGAGCUCUGUCUCUGGUGUGUGGGUCUGAGUCCUGAUUGGUCCGCUGGCUCUCGAAGCGGCUUCCGAUUGGUCGCUCCCGAGCAGUGCUCGGCUCUCAUUGGUUGGCGCCUUCCAGGCAGGUGCCCUUUCCGGCAUUGGAGGCCGUUGGAACCAUAGAGAUUCAUUCUGAACUUCCGGCUUUUUUCAGCAACACCCCCCCCACCACCUGGAUUCUCUCUCGUUUUGGCAUCUCUGGGGUUAAAAAGCCGCUAUUUUUAAUUAUGCAUUUAAAAAUGCAUAGUUGACAUUGGAAAGGGAAGAGGGGAUUUGUCCGUUGCUGGGAGCGCGUUCCCGUUAAGUCGACCAAAAUGUCACAAAACUGUGCAAGCUUUUGGGUUUCCCAGAGCUCUUCGUGAGCGUGCAAGCUUUUGUGAAAUGCAGGCCUCUUCCUAUGGCUCUCCCGCUGAGGAGAUUUGAGGGGCUUCGCUUGCACCCUAUUUUGUAACAUUUUGACUGGCCUUGUUGUUUAGUCGUUUAGUCGUGUCCGCCUCUUCGUGACCCCCUGGACCAGAGCACGCCAGGCACUCCUGUCUUCCACUGCCUCCCGCAGUUUGGUCAAACUCAUGCUGGUAGCUUCGAGAACACUGUCCAACCAUCUCGUCCUCCGUUGUCCCCUUCUCCUUGUGCCCUCCAUCUUUCCCAACAUCAGGGUCUUUUCCAGGGAGUCUUCUCUUCUUGGCUGGCCUACUAAAAGUAAAUGGAAACGCGGGUGGCGCUGUGGGUUAAACCACAAAGCCUAGGACUUGCCAAUCAGAAGGUCGGCGGGUUGAAUCCCUGCGACGGGGUGAGCUCCCGUUGCUCGGUCCCUGCUCCUGCCAACCUAGCAGUUUGAAAGCACGAAGUGCGAGUAGAUAAACAGGUACCACUCCAGCGGGAAGGUAAACGGCAUUUCCGUGUGCUGCUCUGGUUCGCCAGAAGCUGUUUAGUCGAGCCGGCCACAUGACCCGGAAAAACUGUCUGCGGACAAACACCGGCUCCCUCAGCCAGUAAAGUGAGAUGAGCGCCGCAACCCCAGAGUCAGCCACGACUGGACAUAAUGGUCAGGGGUACCUUUACCUUUACUAAAAGUAAUGUUCACAUGUGAGUAAGGAGCUCAGGAAAACUUUUGAUGCUCUGUUUAGCUUGGCAUUGCCUUAAAUAUGCAUUUUGACUGAUUUUACAUUUGAGUGGAAAUCUAGUUCCAUUUGAAACCAGAAGAACAUAAGAGGAGCCUUGCUGGAUCAGGCUGAGGACCCAUCUAGUCCAGCAUCCCCUUCCUACAUUGGUUAACCAAAUGCCUGUUACGGGAUACCCACAAGCAGGGCUUGAGCACAAGAGCAACUCUCUCUUCCCUCCCAUGGUUCCCAGGAACUUGUCUUCAGAAGCAUUGCUGCAUCUGAGUGAAGGCAGAGCCUUGCCAUCAUGGCUAGUAGCCACUAAUAUAGCCUUAUCUUCCAUAAGUUUCACUAAGGACUGGGAUGGUGAGUGACUAGCGUUUUAAAAGAAAUCCUUAGCUCUGCAUCUUGAAAAAUGGGAAUUGCUUCAGCUCUUACAGUACAGAAUCAUGGGAUAAAAAUUCCAUGCUCUGAAACUGUGGGCUCGGAUCAUUGAGGGGGGACAUGUUGGAGCUAGGAACUGAAGAAGGGGAAGAACUAUAAAGCCGGUUUUCAACCUUAGAUGCUAGGAAACUGUGUGAUACCCAUUGGAAGACAUGCUUCCUGUGAAUUUAUGCUACAACUGACCAAUCUUACUAGGACUGUGUUGCACGGCUACUGUGCCAAUGCUGGUGGGUGUGAAAUAGAAUGGUGAGGCUUGUGGGACCUGUCACUCAUCAUAGAACAGGAGUGGAAAACAUCCAGGUAUUCUCAGAACAACCCCCAUUAUCCCUGCCAAUUGACCAUGUUGGCUGCUGGGAGUUGGAGUUCAAAACAUCUGGAAGAUGUCAGGUUGAGAGAGGCUGCCCCAUAUGCUUUUAAGACUGGGGCCUGGACAAUUCAAAAUCCCAUUCAGCCUUGAAGCUCACUGAGUGACCUUGGACCAGUCCCUUUCUUUCAGCCUAACUUAGUUCACAGGUCUGUUUAGGAUAAAAUGAGGAGAGGAGGACCAUGUAGACACCUUGUACUCCUUGGAGGAGAAAGGGUGGCAUAGAAGUACAGUCAAUAAAUAAAUAGCUGGUGGAGCUCAGAUAAAAUCAGCCCUUCAUAUUUCCAGACAAGAUUUCUCUCCUCCCCUUGCUCAAAAUAAUGUGGUUUCAAAAUUAGCAAAGAGAACAUAAAAGUUCUGGGUAUAUCAGGAAGUAGGGCCACUACACAUCUGGAUUUUCUCUGACAUUACUGGGAUUUCAUAGGUGGAAUUGACGUCUGCGGGGAAUUUCCAAUCGGGAACGAUAAUGAGAUCAAAUCCUUUGUGGUUCCAAGACAGUACAUUUUCUGAUAUUUUACAAUGGAUAUUUACAAGCAGGAACAUGUCAGGAGAAGGGUAACAAAGUUGGCAUGGGACUUGUAGAUCAAAAUCCUAUGAGGAAAUGUAGAGGUGGAGUGGUUGGCCACGUUUAGCCUGGAGAAUGCACCAUUGAGAAACACUACGGUAGCCAUUUUCAAGCAUUUAAAGGGACAAGUCCUAGAAGAUGCAGCAAAUUCAUUUUCUGUUGCUCCAGGAAGGUAGUAUCCCAGCAGGUUCAGAAAGAGGUUUUGACUGAACAAAGUACUUCCUGGUGGAAUGAGCUGUUCGAUGGCAGAUCAGUUUGCUUCAGACUUUGGUAGGCUCUUACUCAUUGGUGACUUAUUUAGAUGCUGGGUGACCAUCUAUUAGGGCUAUUACUGAGGGCUCCUUCCAAUACAGCUGCAUCAUUCGGAGUCCGAGACCAUUGAUCUGGGAUGGCCUGCAAUGUCUAAUGUGCCUGGCCGUCACCCAUCAAGGUCUGUGGCAGAAAUCUUUAACUAACAGCCCUGUGAGCUGGAGAUUCAACCUGGGGGCUUUAGUGAGUCAAUCAUGCACUCUACCCCUAAGCUCUAGGUCCCUCUUUCUGCUUGUCACAGUUGGAGGUAGGAUGCUGGGGCUCAGACAAGCAGCUUGUCUGAGAGUAUGCAAAGGAGUCUCUUGACAAAGCUGGAACAAGUCACCCAUUUGAACCUGGCCCCUCUCAUUUUCAGCCGAGGACCCCUUUUCAUCCUUAUGCGGUUAAUUGGGAUUUCUGCCUCCAAAGCCAGCCAGCCAGAGCUGAAGGGUGUGUGUGAUCUCCCACCUGAUGGGGCACAUCAAGCUUGGGUUACUGGUUGCCCCAAAUAAACGGCUCAGGACCGAUGUCUCUGCCAAGCUCAGAUUGGCAUGGGGGAAAGCUUUAGCAGAGCGACAGAAUUUUAGGAAGCAAGAAUCACCGGUGGGGCAUCCAGUUUGGCAUCGCCCAGAUAAGUGAUGUCUGUUGAUCUCUGUUGACAUGAUUUUGCAGGGCUCUGCAAACAUAAUUGGGUUGGCUUGGGUGAGAUCUAGGUUCUGUCACACUUGGUUUGUGUGUUGCUGCUUUUUGAAGAAGAACAAUAUUUAUCAAGCUGAGGGUCUUGAUGCUGUAAAGGUAAAGGACCCCCGACAGUUAAGUCCAGUCGCAAAUGACUCUGGGGUUGCGGCGCUCAUCUCACUUUACUGGCCGAGGGAGCCGACAUUUGUCCACAGACAGUUUUUCCAGGUCGUGUGGCCAGCAUGACUACGCCGCUUCUGGCAAAACCAGAGCAGCACAUGGAAACGCCAUUUGCCUUCCCGCCGGAGUGGUACUUAUUUAUCUACUUGCACUUUUUGGGGUGCUUUCAAACUGCUAGGUUGGCAGGAGCAGGGACCGAGCAACGGGAGCUCACCUUGUUGCAGGGAUUUGAACCGCCGACCUUCUGUUCGGCAAGCCCUAGGCUCAGUGGUUUAGACCACAGCGCCACCCUCGUCCCCUUGAUCCUGUACCUUCCUCUUAAUUGUGAUGGGAUUUUUGAGUUCGUGGAGAAGCUUGAAAAAGUCCCAAGUUCUUCUCCUGAAGACAUCCUGCAAGGCAGUGGAGGUUUAGGAUCAGAGUUUUCCUUCUAGAUGGACUCCUUCCACAGGCUGAUGAGCCGCACCUGCCCCUCACUUCCCUCUACAGCGCAAGCAGAAACUGGCUUCUUGGCAUUCGGACCCACUAUUGGUCUUGCUGGCUAAGUCUUUCAGAGCCUGUAUUCACAUGCAGGGGAAGUCCCUAACUCACAGAGGGUUUGAGACCCAUCGGCUACCCUCACCUCACCUGGUUUAGCUGGGCGGUUGAAGUUGCUUCCUGGGGUGUGGCCUCUGUCACAUGCCGACAGCUUCUUGGAGCAAUAGAUAAGCUGAGUGCAGGGUGGGGACCGCCAAAGGUGAACAACCUACCCCAGAAGGAACAUGUGUCCCCCAGCCAGAGGUACCGCCCCUCCCCUAGCACAGCUGUUCUUGUACUGUCUUUUACAUUAUUAUUAUUGUUAUUACAGUGGACGCUCAGGUUGCGAACGUGAUCUGUGUGGGAUGCACGUUCGCAACCUGUAGCAUUUGCAACGCGUGGGUUGCGAUUCGGUUCUUCUGCGCAUGUGCAACGCUCGAUUUAGCGCUUCUGUGCAUGUGCGACUGCUGAAACCCGGAAGUAACCCGUUCCAGUACUUCCGGGUUUUGGCAGUCCGCAACCCGAAAAAACGCAACCUGAAGCGGACGCAACAUGAGGUAUGACUGUACUACUGUAUCAAUUUAUUUUUCUGUUUACACAAUAACAUCAUUACCAACUCUCCCUGCAGUACACAGACAGCAUUAAAGAAAAGUGCAUUGGAAACAGGACUUGGAGUGACGCUGUGUUCUUAUGUUCUUUUUUUAAAAAAGGAAUCUUUUGUCAGCUUGAAUCUGAGUCACAGAAGCUGCAAUCCAAGGAGCAGAAUUAGCUGCAGAUUUGUUUAUAAUGCAUCUAUACUAGCCGCUACACCCAGUUCAAAAGUGGGAAGGCAGCAGCCCUGCCCUGGGGGCUUAGUACUGAAUGCUGUGCUGACGCACAUCGCCCCCCCCCCACCCCCGAGCGGAGGAUCGCUUGCUGCACUGACAUAACAGUACCAAAAGCCAUUCUCCCUCAUCCCACAUAAUUCCUCCACACAAGUAUUAUUUUCGCCCCUUGUUUUGCCUUUCCUGAGUCAUCCACUUAUUGUGAACGCUGCCCACAGAAUCUGCUCUUAGCUACCGCCUGGCAAUUUAACCAUUCAAGCGUUCUGUCUUUCCCAGAGAUGGAGUGUUUGCUUCCUCCUAAUGCACAAGAUAAAGAGGCUUUUUUUUUAAUAAAAAAAGAUAGUACAGAGCCUUCAUAGAAUUAUAAAACUGUAGAGUUGGAAGCAGGCCACAUGUGCAGGAAUUAUAGUUAAUAAUCCCUGAUGGGUGGUCAUCUAGCCUGUGCUUAAAAACCUCCAAUGAAUGUAAGUUUUUCAUCUUCCCAGGCAGUCCGCUCCGCUAUCAAGCAGCUCUGUCAGAAAGUUAUUCCUGUGGAGAUAUCAUUCACAUAUUUCAUGAUGGGCUUAAAAAAAAACAAAAUAGCUGUGAAGGCCCGUCACCAUUGGCUGAAAUGCUGUGAUGUCAUGGAGUGCAUCUGUUGGGCACAGGACAUUGACAGGCCAUGAGGAGAGCGAAUUGUCAUUUUGAUGCGGCCGGGCAGGGGCAGUGGAGAAAUAGGAGUUCCUUAAAAGUAAAUAAAAGAAAGUAAAUAAAAGUAAAGGUGUGCAGCUGUUGACUUGAGAGAAGGAAGGUUAAGUAAGGCAGGUGCCUGAGGAAAGAGUGAGAGGAAGGCAUGUAAAGGUGGGGUGGAGGAAGAACCGAACACAGGCCCCAGGCCUGGGAGGGCCUGUUGGUGGGAAGCUGUGUAAACAGGGAUAGGGGUGUGUUGAACUGACAUAUGGAUUAGUCUUGAGGGAUAGACCUCUUGGCUGUGAGUUCUCUUGUUCGAACAUUAAAAUGAUGAACUAAAACCUUGCCAACAAAGGUCCGUAUAGUUAAAGCUAUGGUUUUCCCAGUAGUGAUGUAUGGAAGUGAAAGCUGGACCAUAAAGAAGGUGAUGGCCGAAGAAUUGUUGCUUUUGAAUUAUGGUGCUGGAGGAGACUCUGGAGAGUCCCAUGGACUGCAAGAAGAUCCAACCUCUCCAUUCUGAAGGAAAUCAGCCCUGAGGUGCUCCCUGGAAGGACAGAUCCUGAAGCUGAGGCUCCAAGACUUUGGCCACCUCAUGAGAAGAGAAGACUCUGGAAAAGACCCUGAUGUUGGGAAAGAUGGAGGGCACAAGGAGAAGGGGACGGCAGAGGACGAGAUGGUGGGACAGUGUUCUCGAAGCUACCAGCAUGAGUUUGACCAAACUGCGGGAGGCAGUGGAAGACAGGAGUGCCUGGCGUGCUCUGGUCCAGGGGGUCACGAAGAGGUGGACACAACUAAACGACUAAACAACAACAAAGCACCACAAAAGCAGGACUUUUGACUCUGCCUGCUCAGUGAGGGUUUAAUGGCCGGUGAUGGGAUCUGAACUCUGACCCAGUGCUCCUUCCAGUGAUCUCUGCUAGGAAGUGUGUGUCAGGAGAGCCUGAGGUGGCCUUCCAAAGUUUUGCUGAGCUCCGACAGUCAAGUGUGGUUUUCCAACUUGGCAGCAGAGGCCCUUGAGCUGAGCUCAGCAGCUUCCAGCACCGGGUGUGGAGGCUCCCAGCAAAGAGAGAAGGGAACUCUCUUCCUGCAGACUUCUUCCCAUGAGGAUGAGCAAGAGAAUGACUGGGAUGAAAGCAUGGGACCUCUCAGAAAUGCUUCUUAAGCAGUAAAUAACAAGUGGCACCUUGAGGACUAGAAACUUGGGUUGAUUUGUUUUUUUAACAGGUUCUUCUUCCUUCAAAAAGCCACACACCUGGCCUUGUGUUGCAGCAAUAUAAUAUCCGUUGCCAAGGUUUGUGGAUCCCACCUCCCUUGCAUCAGUCGUUCGGGAGGUCGGUCUAGAAUCAUAGAAUCGUAGAGUUGGAAGGGACCCAAAGGUCAUCUAGUCCAACCCCCUGCAAUGCGGGAAUCUCAGCUAAAGCAUCCAUGACAGGUGGCCAUUCAACCUCUGCUUAAAAACCUCCAAGGAAGAUCUAGAUGUGUCUCUGCCAGUUUGCGUUUCAGUGGUCGUGGAAGGUGCCUCAUCUCACACCUUCCAGCCCAAAUCUUUGGGAAAGUUGAUAUUUAGCCGCACUACAAUUGCCGGCUUGCCUCACACAUCUCUAGCUUAGCAGUUAUGACUGGCUUCUUUCCAAGCGGAACGGCUUCUAGCCUGCUGGCAGAGAAACCUGGCUCUCCCCACCCCCUCCUUGGUUUACAGACCUGGCUUGUACUGUCUGCUCCUUGGGUCAAUAAGAGAGCUGGGGUGUAACUUCUCUGCAAGCGAGUUUUUUCCUUUUAGACCGUGCAGUCGUGAUUUAUUUCCAUCCCAAAGCCUCCUGACAGGUAGCAGCAGAUUUCCCAAAAGUCUUCCCUCCCUUCCUGCCCCCCCCACUCCCAAUUAAAACUGAGGAGCAGUGGCGUGUAUUUUCCUAAAGAUGUUAGAACGAGCUGGGUUUACGGGACAAGGGCAGUGCAUUCGGGAGCAUGGCUGCCCUCUGGCACAUGCUGGUCUGAAAAUAGUCGGAUGUUCCAGAUGGUGCUCGUGACUCAACAAAGGGCAUCCUGGCCUGGAGGUUUAUAAUGGAACAGGGACUCAGCAGAAGUCAAUAAAGGCAAAACCUGCCUCUCUCCCCAUCUCUCUUUCGUGCUUGCUCAUAUUCCCCACACACACAGUGUCUCUCUCUCUCUCUCUCUCUCUCUCUCUCUCUCUUCCUUUAAUGGAGCAAAGCAAAAACUAGCAUUGCCCCAAUGUUACUCCAUUAUAUCCUGGCAUUAUUACUGUCAAUCAGAUUUCUUACCUGCAUGAGGUCCCAGGUCGAGUUGUAACCAUUUAAAAAUAUAUUAAAACAAUUUAAAUUAAUGUAUGCCCCACUUUCCUUGAAAGGAGCUCAGGGUUACAUACAUCUUUAUUUUGACAAUUUAGAUACCACUUGGAUUAAACACAAAACUCUUAAGGGGUUCGCAGCACAGAUUAAAACGCCUUAGCUAAACUACAAAUACUGUUGUUACUGUUGUUGUUGUAGUAAUAACAGUAAGGAUGUUCUAUGUAUACUGUUGUGUUGUUUUGUUAUGUUACUGUGAAAUCAUUUUUGCACUGUUUGCUUUUUGAAAUGCAUUCGUUUUCUUGUGGUAAGCCACUUUGAACAUGACUUUUUGUUUGUAUGAGAAAUAAAAUGAAUGAAUGAAGGAGGUGAGAGUUAAUUUAACUUAACUCAAAGAAAAUCUCAGUAACUUAGAAGAGCCACCUUUUUCCUCGCAAUGACCCUGUUGGUUAGGUUAGGCUGAAAGGGCGUGACUGGCAGCAAGGUGAACUUUGAGGCAGGGCAAGGAUUUGGAACAAGCUGCAUAUAAGCCCUGGGGCCCUGCUCUCCUGCUGCAACUGGGCCCCAGGAUGAUUCCUAUCCUUGGCAAGCAUUGGGGGGCACCCAUCUUUUGGACCAGCUGGACUCCCAAAUCAAAUGUAACUGCUAUGAGAAAUGCAUUGGCAUUGAGACGAGGGGAGUUGUGCAUCUUUAUGUAAACAAUCAGCAGGAGAAUCAUGCGUUCUCUUCCCCAUCUGCAAGAGAAGCUGGUUUGCCGCUUGGGAACGUCUGCUCUUCCCAGCGCUCACCUCUUCUUGCCCAAGCAAAUAGCCCCCUUCCCCUUGUUCACAUUUCACGGGCACAGGUGUGAACUGUGGUUCGCCCCAACCUGGAGUCCCCACUUCAAAAGCACACUUUUUGCUUUCCAGGGAAGCGCUGCUCACAGUCAGAACAGAGCCAAAUCAUUCUGUUUUCUCAAACGGCUGGGUUUCAUUUCUUGUGGGUUAUUCUUUCUUUCAGGAUUCGCAGGAGAAGGAAGCGGUCAUCCCCGAGAGAGCGGAGGAGGCAAAACUCAAAGCCAAAUACCCCAGUUUAGGACUCCAGAAACCCGGCGGCUCCGACUUCCUAAUGAAAAGACUCCAGAAGGGGGUAUGUGUGCCAAGACGGAGAGAAUUCAAGUCUGAAAGCUUACAGCGGGGCUGCAAAGGGCCAGAGCAGGGACAGUGGGCUUUUGUGGGAAGCCUCAUGAUAAAGUCCUCCACAUAUUUAAACUGUGGAACUCUCUCCCACAGGGGACAGCCAUGGCCACCAGCUUGGGUGCCUUUAAAAGGAAAUUGAACAGGUGCUUGGAGGAUAAGGCUAUCAAUGGCCAUUAGCCACAGUGGCUCUGCUUCCACUCUUUGAAGGCCCAUAGCACUUUUGAACGCCAGUUGCUGGAAACCGCAGGAAGGGGAGAGGGUUCUUGUGGUCGGGUCCUGCUUGGAGGCUUCCUAUGGGGGCAAUGCUGUCCAGGGUUGUAAAGACUGCGGAGAGAAUAAUUGGGUGCACAUUUCCCACCUUGGAUCAAAUCUAUGCUUCCAGGUGCCAUGAGAAAGCUGCAGAGAUAGUGCAGGAUAGUGCGCACCCCGGAAAUGAUCUCUUUCAGCUUCUGCCUUCUGGAAGAAGGUACAGGGUCAUAAAGACUAGGACUAGCCGCCUGAGAAACACUUUCUAUCCAAAUGCACUUUAUGUGGGUAUAUUGUAUUCAGUUAUGGGGUAUCAGAGUUUUUAGGGGCUGACCAUGCUGGGAUAGCAGGCUAGUGGGUUUUUGAAUGUCUGGGGUAGAUUUUUUCAAUUUCGUUGUUCUUUAUGGGACAAUGACAAUAAAAAUUCUCAUAUCGUAUCGUAUCUGGUUGGCUGCUUGAAGAAGAGAAUGCUCAACUGGAUGGGCGAUUGGCCAGGUCCAGCAGAACCUCUUCUUAGGUUUGGCUCAGCGGAGUCCUGAACUCGCGGCACGUUGCUGACUUCUCCUCUUAAUAAUAAAUAAUGAUAAAUUAUUUAUACCCCGCCUAUCUGCCUGGGUUGCCCCAGCCACUCUGGGCGGCUCCCAAGGGAAUAUUAAUAAUAGCAAUAAUAACAAUAGCGAUAAAAGAUCAAACAUAAAAAACUUCCCUAAACAGGGCUGCCUUUAGAUGUCUUCUAAAAGUCAGAUAGUUGUUUAUUUCCUUAACAUCUGAUGGGAGGGCGUUCCACAGGGCAGGCGCCACGACCGAGAAGGCCCUCUGCCUGGUUCCCUGUAAUUUUGCUUCUCGCAAUGAGGCAACCACCAGAAGGCCCUCAGAGCUGGACCUCUGUGUCUGGGCUGAACGAUGGGGGUGGAGACGCUCCUUCAGGUAUACAGGACCGAGGCCGUUUAGGGCUUUCAAGGUCAGCACCAACACUUCAAAUUGUGCUCGGAAACGUACUGGGAGCCAAUGGAGGUCUUUCAGGACCGUGUUAUAUGGUCUCGGCAUCCGCUCCCAGUCACUAGUCUAGCUGCCGCAUUCUGGAUUAGUUGUAGUUUCCGGGUCACCUUCAAAGGUAGCCCCAGAUUCUAAACAUGCACAUUUGUCUCUCCCGCUUUUCAGCAAAAGUACUUCGACUCCGGGGAUUACAACAUGGCGAAGGCCAAGAUCAAGAACAAGCAGCUGCCAACCGCAGGGACCGACAAGAACUUGGUGACGGGAGACCACAUCCCGACGCCGCAAGAUCUCCCGCAGAGGAAAUCCUCCCUCGUGACCAGCAAGCUGGCAGGGUAACCUGCGCUCCUCCACCUCCUGAUGAGUUUUCUUCUUUUUUUUUCCUUUUGGGUUUUUUUUGAUUUAUUUUUAUUAUGUAUAUUUUUUUUUGGUCAGAUGGAUUGAACUUUGCUGUAUCAUAAGGCUGGGAUAAUGCAGGACUCGUUUUAGCCAUUGGAAAUAUUUAUACAAAUCCCAAACCAGGAGCCUGGCACGUGGACGUGGUUUAUUCUUUGCAGUUCUGAUCUGAUGUCCUUUCCCGCCCCCGCCCUCCGUUCUCUUGAUGAGCACUGAAAACAGGUUCUUAAAUUUCGCUCGCCCGCCAGGAUGAGUUAAGAACCUCACUUUCAAGUGGGGUGGGGGGGUGUCCUGCCGGGCCAAAGCCAGAUUUUUCUAUAGCUGCUGUUGCUUGUUCCUGCGACGCUGCGGAAGGCCAGUGGAAUAGCACCAGCCCCACCUGUGAGUUUCCCCCCGCUGUGAACUCUGAAAGCGAGAUCCGGAACUGCCAGUGGCGUUGGAGAAAGCCUAAGAGCAGGAUCAUAAUUAAGAAUAACACUAAGCGUUUUUAUAUAACAUGCCCGGGGGCACACAGCCAUUGUGGCAACAGCCCUAUGAAGGUAGUCCAGGAUGCUUGCCCCCACACGGCAGGUGGUGAGCCAGGGCCUUGCGGCCAAGAGAGACAAGCUUGCUUUCGGUCACUUUGGGAGCUCUUUACAGGGGUGAGAUUAGAACUGGGGGCUGCUUGAGACAGGGCACAGGUUCUUGAACCUCAUCGCUAUGCCAGCUCUCGUAAGAAGAGCCCUGCUGGUUUUUAGACCAAGGAUUCAGCUAGUUCCGCAUGUUGUUUCCCACUGGGGUCUAAAGCAUCAUGGUAUUCUGAGCCCAACACCUGGCACAUACAAGGGUGCCAUCCCUCCUAGCAGGGGCUGAUGGGAAUUGUAGUCCAAGACAUCCAGAGAGAGCCCCAGGUUGGGGAAAGGCUGGUUCGAACAGGAUUUUUUGUUUCAACGUUUUCUAAGCUAAGAUAGCAAAAGCUUGAUGGGCUUUGGUCCGUGACAUUGUGGGUGAGCUAGGCUGCUCAAAGUGUCCACACAGCAGGUUUUGGUGGACGCUGUGUCUCUUUGGCAAACUGAGGAGGGGCAGGAGGCAGGCGUCUUUGCACGGAGCGCCGCCUCCCACCCCAAAGGCCGCCUGAGCCGACUUUUGGGCCCAUGUGGCUCCUAAGGGGUAGACGGUCCGUUAUCAACUUACAGAGGAUCAGGGAUGCUGUGUUCGUUUCAAAGCAGGGUUUUGAAAAGCAUUUUUGUCAGACCAACUUUAGGCAGGUGUAAAGAAUGUGGAGAGUUUUAAGUUUCACACGGCUCUUCAGCAAACAGGCAGGCCGCCACUGUCGCACCGGUCGGCAUCUAGCUUUUCCUCGAGGGCCCUUUGACAGAGUGGCCGCGGGUGGCUCAAAGUCCCAACACCCCACUCCCCAAAUGGCUGUGUUUCCCUCGUGGAUUUUUAAAAAACCACAGCAUGAAAUUCUGUGCCAAUGGAAGCAGAGGGUCGGUUAUCUGGAUCAGUCGAGGAAAUUGUAGGGGCCGCAGAGAUGUUUGCUGCUUCUCAGUCCUGAUUAUUGGGAAGGAGAGAUCUCAACUGAUCCGGCAGCGCUUGGCUUCUGACAUUGCAGCAAAAUAUAUUGCCCUUGUGCUUUUGAGGCUUCAGGACUAGGACCUUGGCUUAGUUUGUAAACGGGUGCUGAAAUCCUUGACCUACAGAGUUUCCUUCUCCAUCGCUGCCCUCUACCAAACUGCAAGGUAUUCUGUUCACGGGGUGUGAUGCUGCCUUGUUUGGAAGUGACCUUGAUUCCAGUGUUGUUCUUGACAACUUUUAACACUCCCCCCCUCCCAAAAAAAAGCAUUUAGAAAAUGGACACAAAUUCAUCCCCAAUGCAGUCGGUGAGCAUAAAUAAAAUAACUUUUAUGCCUAAGGAAAGCAGGUCGGAUUUCUAUUUGAGAAACGAGAAUUGGUAAGAGAAUCAUGAUCACUGUAAUGGAAAUCUUUUAGCUUUGAAUUCAAGCAUCUGGGUAUCGGGUGACAAAUUUGAGGGUUUUAUUGGGCAGUGGCCAUUUGGUUCCACAGACAUCCAUAUACCUUGAUGCUCAGCGCUGUUUGAACCUCCCAGGGUCUCGUUGUGUGAAAAACCUUUUCCUUAAAAAAUAUUGAGCUGAGUUCUGCCACUCAGCACCUCCAAUCCCUUGACUCCCCCCCCCCCAAAAAAAAACUAAUUAGAUUUUCAAAUUAACAAAAUUCAGUGCCUUAAGUGGGAUGAGCUACGGCCAAGUUAGCUUGACCUUAAGAGUUGGCUCAGCUUCUGGCGGACUUCGAAAUGAAAUAUCCGUUAGUUGAUUUCCCAUUGUCGCCCACUCUAAAUCUCUGGUUCCCCACCCCUUCAAAAAAUUAGGAUUUUAUUGCCUCUUCGUGUCCAGGACAUCCUUUGCCAAAUAGGCCUUCCAGAUGUGUCAGACUACAAAUCGCAUCAGCCCCAGCCGGCACAGCCUCAUUCAUGGAAGUUGUAGUCCAAAACAGCCAGAGGGCAGCAGGUUGAGGACAGCUGGGUCAGGGAAACCAAUCCUGUAGCAAGGAGCAAGUUCUUCCUGAUGGCUGUCCUUGAGGCUUCUGGAAUAAUACUGCACACAGCAACAGGCGGAGCUGAACUCCUCCUCUAAAAGAAAAAGAAAAAGCACAAAAGAUUAAUUUGCUGCUGCUGAAAAGAUUUAAAAACAAAAUCUAGCAUCUUGCCUCUUCCCACCCACCCGUGUGGGUCCUUACAGCCUACAACAGAGUUUGUAAUAAUUAAUUUGGCUCCAUUUGUUACAGGGCUGUGAGGGCGAAUGAGAAAGUAAAAAAUGGCAGCAGGGGGAACCUCGGUCCUAGCUACUGUCCUGGGCUUUGCCUUUCGAUGACACCCGAGAAAGUUCUCUGCAGUUUCCAUAGAACGAGACCCCCACCUGUUAAAUGUUCUGCCUUCUUGAGUUGACAGCUCUUUGGUGGCGCAGUGCUGCGAGAAAAACGCAGCAGAUUGUUUGUGUGAAGCCUCCUUCCCCCUGUGACCUCUGGCAAUCUCGUCCCGCCUCAUCUCUUGGCUUGAGGGAUUUCACCAAGCAUUCCUUGCUAGUAAUGCUGAUCCUGUGGUCUUAGAAGGCUAGAAACUUCGGGAAAGCUGGAAGUCCCCGGAAGCCCUGCUCUGCUGCCAACGCCUGAAAUCCACGCUGCUCUGCAUGUUUGAGCUGUCUGGACCUCUGCUUCACCGCCGAACUGGCAACGAGAUCCCAGAACCUCUGCAAGCCUGCAUUUAAAAACAUUUUUUUACCAUGGUGCAUCUCCUGGAGAAAACACAUCCCACUACCCUUUCUCUGCUCCCAGGAGUUUUCUCCCUGCACUUCUGACACAGGAAUGUGCCACUCCCAUCUUUUGUCGUCCUCUGCCUCUGUCAUUCUGGGCUGAGAAGAGAAUUUGGGGCCGUCAGAUGGGUUGGAGUAAAGACAAUAGGAGGAAGGGGCAAUGUAAAAAUUAAGAUGGAUGGCUUCACGUAUUAUUUUAAAAAAUUGAGCUGUGGCCAUCCAAGUGUCUCUCUGUCUUGUGUCUUUCCAAGAGGAGCUGGCAGGCCGAGGUGGCAGAGACUGGGCAAAAUAUCUGAUGAAUGAUCUGACUGGUUGGACCUCCGACUUCCUCUCACUGUCCCGCCAGUUGAUGCUUCGGGGUUACAGGCCCAGCGGGGGAAACAAAGCCCACCUUGAUUUGAGGGCAGUCGGCACCAGCUCAAAAUUGUCACAGUUGUCAGAUGAGUGCAGAAAAAGGUGUCAUCGCCAUGGCUUCGCUGGCUAGAAAGCCUGUGGGGUGUGCCUACCUUGGCACAAGCUGGUCAGUGAGGACGGAGGACUCUCAGGAGUGAGUUAGACUCGUUUCCUCCGUGUUCAGGUAUCUGUGUAGCCGCUGCCCCUUCCUUUCUGCUGCCCACUGUGCCCACUCCCUGGGUGGUGGGACUGAAACCGCGGGGCUUUUUAGAGCGGCUUGUGUUUGGCGGUGGGCUGUAUUUGGAGGCAGACUCUGUUUCCUUCCCUUCUGCCCUUUCAAAAGACUUCUCCCCUCAAAGUUCGCUUCCGUUUCUCCCAGAUGAACUACCCUACAGUAGGGGUGACUUAACACCCUCUUUUGGGGCUCAGGGGCCAUUUGAGAGCCGUCGGGGGGCUGCAGGCCAGUGGCGAUGGAAGGGCGUGUGGCCAGUACACACCCCAGAGCAUCCUUGCAAACGGGCAGCGGUGGUAAAUUGAGCUGGGGGCUGGCUGUCCAAAUCUGGCUUGUGGGCCAUCUCUGGCCUGCAGGCUAACAAUUCACCACAUGGAUAUAUUUCUAGCCUCCGGUUCCUAUACUUUCCCCCCCGCCUCCCAGCCAUACUGUAAAUAGAUGUGAAUCAUAUAUAUAUAAAUAUAUAUAUAUAUACAUACAUAUAUAUAUAUAUAUAAUUUUUUUACAUCAUCUUCAUCUCUAUCUUCUGGUGUUUGCUUUUUUUCUAAAAAAAUAAAAAUAAAAAUAGUCAAAAAGACGCAUUCUAAAAAACACGCAAAAAGCGCACCACCCCACAUCUGUCGCACAUCACUGGCCCGCCUGUCAGCCGUUCCACUGAGGCCUCGGGUGCAGCCAGGAUUUUGGAGUUUUGAAGCUGCUGCUUGUAGCGGUGGGGGAGGUGAUGGGGAGGGGGGUGUUGGCACCCUCCUUUCGUCCGGGUCCUGUUGGGCAAUUGCAGAUGACUGUGUUGUUGUUGUUGAUGAUGUAGAAAGAGGAAGGAAGGGAGAGUUGGGUGCGAAAGAAUUAAAGAGAAAAUGUGUGGAAAUAAAGUAACCCUUGUCUCGA